Dermacentor silvarum is the source of this 1965-nucleotide messenger RNA. RefSeq lists its product as uncharacterized. The record is from RefSeq and is a predicted model, not a curated record. Lineage: Eukaryota; Metazoa; Arthropoda; Arachnida; Ixodida; Ixodidae.
GACUGUGCGCUUGCCUUGCGCUUGCAUUGCGGAGUGGUAGCUUUCCUUCGAUGUUUCCGUUUAUUUUUGUCACGAAUGACUUACGCUCGUAAAUAAUGGCAUAUACUCAUGAAAAGUCUACAGGCCAGCACUGUGCAGUUUAUGGGUGCACAAACAACCAGCGGAAAAGAACGAUUUUGGGGACUAUAGUGUGUCCACAACACAGCACUCCGCGAGAGCAUUGCCGAUGUGGUAUGUUCACGCUGCACCGGUUUCCUGCAUCACCUGAUUUGCGGCGUCAAUGGAUAGCUGCUGUGAACCGGAAAAAUUUUACAGUGUCCUCGUGGUCGCGAGUUUGCUCACGACAUUUUGUUGGCGGAAGAAAGACUGACGAGAACGCUGUGCCCGCGCUGCAUUUGGGCUACGACAGAAAAGUUGUUUUGGGACGGCGUCGUCUGGUGAGGCACGAAUACAUCCCGCCAGCUAAGAAGGCGAAGUGCAUGCCCAGCGACGAGAGCACAGGAACUUCUCACGAUCGGCCCUUAGAUUCUGGCUUCGAAGCCUGCGCACAUAAGGAGCCAUCUGAGGGAGCACAGGCAGACAGCAAAUGCUUUGAGGACACAGACGCUUCCACUGAGCCAUCUGAGGGAGCACAAGCAGACAGUGAAUGCUUUGAGGACACAGACGCUUCUACUGAGCCAUCUGAGGGAGCACCAGCAGACAGUGAACGCUUUGAGGACGCAGACACUUCCACUAAGCCAUCUGAGAGAGCACCAGCAGACAGCGAAUGCUUUGAGGACACAGACGCUUCUACUGAGCCAUCUGAGGGAGCACCAGCAGACAGUGAACGCUUUGAGGACGCAGACACUUCCACUGUGCUACCCAAGGGAGCACAAGAAGACUGUCAGCAGUUUCAAGAUGCACACUUUUCCACAGUCUCGACAAAAGACAAGUCAACACAGUGGGAGGAAAUUGGCCACAAUGACCACACCUAUUCCCAAUCUGGGCUGCAAUACAGUUUCGGAAAGCAGCAAGGCUUGUCAUCAAGCUUGACAAAAGAAGACUGUGAAUUCUUUACAGGAAUCUCAAAACCCGUCUUUGACAGCUUAGUCAAAGCUGUAAAAAUUGAAAGCAGCAAGAACUUCCUAAGACUCUCAGUCGACGACCAACUGCUACUGACCUUAAUGAGAAUGCGUCUUGGCCUGCUUUACGGACACUUGUCAAGAAUAUUUGGAAUUUCCGUUUCAUACGUGCACAAGCUGUUCAUGCACACCCUGUCUGUGUUGCAGAAGGUUAUGAAGACAGUUGUGGUGUGGCUGCCACGAUCACUAAUCAGAAAUAGCAUGCCAGAAUCUUUUGCUGAGAAUGGUUAUGAGAAAACAACCUGCAUCAUAGACUGCUCCGAGGUCUUCCUUCAGCGGCCUAAGAAGCUGCUUGCUAGAGCUCAAACCUACAGCAGCUAUAAAGCGCACAAUACAGUGGUGAAGUUCCUUACUGCCAUUGCACCGAAUGGCUAUGUGAUGUUUGUGUCUCGUGCAUAUGGUGGAAGAGCUUCGGACAAAUAUAUAAUGGGUCACUGUGGCGUGGAAGACUUCCUAGGCUCAGGUGAUGAAGUGAUGGCCGACCGAGGUUUUGUGCUGAGCCAAUAUCUUGACGUUCAAGGCGUCAAACUCAAUGUGCCUUCUUUCGCAAGAGGUAAAUCCCAGCUCAGUGAAAGUGAAGUAACUCAAACAAGGAGAAUUGCGUCUGUGCGCAUACACGUUGAAAGGGCCAUAAACAGAAUGAAGACAUUUAGAAUAUUCAAGCAAGCCCUGCCAAUACGAUCAAAGAAAAUCAUAAGUGACAUGAUAUUUGUCUGUGCUGGCCUCUGCAAUUUAAAAGGCCCUUUAAUUGCCAGAUGUGUCGAAGGAAGGGAUGAGUAGGCACUCAACCAUGCAGUUCAUCACAGUAUCAUUCUGGAAAUAAAUUUUAUUGCACUGUGUGUUA